CGCAAUUUAUUGCAGAAUAACUACAUGAUGCGGUAGUUUACUUAAAAGUCUUAUUGUCAGCCAUGUUUGUUUGGAUCUCGGGAUUAUCAAGGCCUUGAAGUUGUUCUGCUAACGGAUGCCCAUGAUUCAGCUGGAGAAACCGGUGCUGACUGGUACCAUGCCUGUGGUAUGGCCCACCAUCCUUGACCUGGGCAGGGAUGAGUGCAAAAGAAUUCUCCGUAAACUUGAGCUGGAGGCCUAUGCUGGAGUCAUCAGUGCCCUGCGAGCACAAGGAGACUUGACAAAGGACAAGAAGGACCUGCUGGGAGAACUCACUAAAAUCCUUGGCAUCUCGACAGAGCGCCAUCGUGCAGAAGUCCGCAGGGCUGUGAACGAUGAACGCCUCACCACCAUUGCAUAUCACAUGUCGGGUCCUAACAGCUCGUCCGAAUGGUCCAUUGAAGGACGCCGGCUUGUUCCCUUGAUGCCGAGGCUCGUCCCUCAGACAGCCUUUACUGUGACUGCUAAUGCCGUGGCCAGUGCCACAGCCAAUCAGAAUGCUUCCCUGCUGUUGCCAGCUGAAACGGGAAACAAAGAAGUGGUCGUAUGUUACUCCUACACGAGCACCACCGGCACCUCCAGCGCUACAGCGACCAGCGGCAGCAUCGGAGCAACUGUGAAGUCACCACGACCCCCCAGCCCUUCAUCCAACGUGGUGGUGCUGCCCAGCGGGAGCACCGUCUAUGUAAAAAGUGUGAGCUGUUCCGACGAGGACGAGAAGCCACGCAAGCGAAGGCGGACAAACUCGUCGAGCUCGUCGCCGGUGAUGCUGAAGGAGAUUUCCAAGGUGACCCCGCAGGUAUCCAAGAACAUCACGUUGCCGGUGAGCGGCAGCCCCAAGAUGAGCAACAUCAUGCAGACCAUCGCCAACUCGCUGCCGCCCCACCUGUCCCCCGUCAAGAUCACCUUCACCAAGCCCACCAUCCAGUCCACCAACACCACCACGCAGAAGGUGAUCAUCGUGACAACUUCUCCCAGCUCCAACUUUGUGCCCAACAUCCUGUCCAAGUCUCACGCUCACAACGCCGCUCUAUCCAAGCUGGUGUCCACCACCAUGCUGACGGCGCCCACCCAGAAACAGACGGUGGUCUUCCCAGCCAGCGCCAACCCUACCGCCAACACCGUCGCAGUGACCACAGUGGUGUCCUCUGCUCCUGCAGUGGUCAUGUCAACAACAUGCGCCUCUUCAGCUGGAGUGAAGGUGGCUUCAGCCAGACUUCCUUCACCUAAGACCAUGGUGGGGUCACCGGCUCAGAUAAUGGCCCAGUUCCCCAAACAGCAGUCCCCCAAACAGCUGCAGCAGAGCUCAUCUAUGGGAAUGUGUAGUGUCACCCAGACCACCAGCACCUUGCCAGGCUGCAAGCCCACCAUCCAGAUCAAACAAGAGUCCGGGGUCAAGAUUAUCACUCAGCAGGUCCAGCCCAGCAAAAUCCUUCCCAAGCCUUCAUCCGUGGCUCUGUCCAGCAGCGGCUCGUCCCCCAUCAUGGUUGUCAGUAGCAACGGCGCCAUCAUGACCACCAAACUGGUCACUCAGUCCACAGCUACACAGGCCACCUACACGAGACCGACCGUGAGCCCCAGCCUCGGCGCCAGGAUAUCAGCCUCCAGCGGUGGGACCACCUACGUCAAGACCACCAGCGGCAGCAUCAUCACAGUGGUGCCCAAGUCUCUGGCCACGCUGGGCGGGAAGAUCAUCAGCAGUAACAUCGUCUCCGGCACCACGACUAAGAUCACCACCAUCCCCAUGUCCUCCAAGCCAAACGUCAUCGUGGUUCAGAAAACCACAGGAAAAGGAGCGACCAUCCAGGGACUGCCGGGGAAGAACGUGGUCACCACUCUUCUGAAUGCUGGGGGCGAGAAGGGGUUGCAGGCUGUUCAGGGGACCAAACCAGCAAUCAUUACCGCCUCCAGGCCCAUCACCAAGAUGAUCGUCACCCAGCCCAAAGGCAUGAGCUCCGGGUCCCAGGCCACCGCCACCAAGAUCAUCCCAACCAAGAUCGUCUACGGCCAGCAGGGCAAGACCCAGGUUCUCAUCAAACCUAAGCCAGUCUUCCAGACGGCGGUGGUGAGCGAGCAGACCAGGCAGCUGGUCACUGAGGCGCUGCAGCAGGUGACCCGCGCGGCAGAAAUGGGGCACGGUCAGACCCCAGGCCAGGACGGGUCCAUAAAGGACGACUCGGGCAGCUUAGCUGGCGAGCCCUCCCACGGCAGCGCUCAAGAGCCUCAGCCUGUAGUGCACCUGGUGUCCUCUAGAGAGCACGAUUGGACAGAGCAGGAAAUAUCUGUGGAGUCCAGCCCCACUAUUAUCUACCAGGAGGUGUCUGGUGGGGAAGCCCAGUCUGCCACUUCCACCAUCAAAGCCCUGCUGGAGCUGCAGCAGACAACAGUGAAGGAGAAGGGAGAGUCCAAACCCAGACAGCACACCAUCGACCUGAGCCAGAUGGUCAUGCCCAUCCAGCUGGCCCAGGAGAAGAAGCCCAGCCCGGAGCCCCCCAGGCCCUCCACCUCAGAGGCUGAAGCCAGCACAGUCACAGCAGGUAAAGUCAGCAGCAGAGUGGGCGUGGCCUCAGAGGACGAUAGCGUGGUCAUGUCCUCCAGUCAGCUGCUCGGGAAGCCUUACAAAAUCAGCCAUGUUACCGUGGUAACCAAACCGGCUGCCACCGUGUCCUCUGCAGCGUCGCACGUGCCCUCUGACAGCCAUGGUAAAACUGAGAGCGUGUUAGAGGUGGGCGAGCUGGAAGGCGACACCUUGGACCCCCAAACGGGUUUGUUUUACCGCUCCAGCCAACCAGCUACAGAUCCCACGAAGCAAACCAGCCUCUCUGCAGCCGCUCAGCCGGCGCCCUCGAGCCAGGCAGAGGCCGAGCAGAGCCGCCACAGCUCCGCCUCCACCCAGCCGCCGCCACAACUGCACAGCAAACCUCAAAUCAGCCAGCCUUCCUCUUCCUCCGCUGCCUUCCCCUCAACUCUCAUUCUGACUAAGAAACUCCCAAAACUACGAGAGCAGAGUCAGCCCAAACCCCAGGCCUUAACCCAGAGCCCCAAAGACAGACCCCCGACUUUACCGGCCCAAGUCACCGGGGCAAAGGUCACGACCCUGGUCAUGCCAACCAAGCCCCUGUUGACGCCGCAGCUCCCGAAGCUCCAGCAAGCACCCACAUCCCACCACAGACCCCUGCACACCCCCAUGUCCCACCCUCCUCCCCUGCAGGCGCACCACCCCGUCGGCACGGAAAAGACUGCCUCCAGCCAGCAGCCAAUCAUCACACAGAGCGCCACCGUCACCAAGAUCACCUUCGGCAGCUCCCACCAUUCGUCGCCGGUCUUCAGUAGCGCCGAGGCCACUGCCAAACUAAUCCCCGAGUCUAGCUCCAGGCCCUCGGGAGACAAGCCCUCGGUGUCGGACAUUCUGAAGAUCUCCAUGAUGGAGGCGGAGAUCGAUCCCAGCGUAGAGCCCAUGGUGGUGGACUCCUCCAGCGACUGCGGCCCUCUGGGGAAAGCCCAGGCCGUGUCGGGCACCCUGGACUCGGGCCAGUUCAUCAGCAGCUCCGGGGCCUCCAUGCAUCUUUCCCACACAAAGUCUCAGCAGUUCAGCUGCAUGCCGGGCCUCACAGCACAGAGGAACAAAGAAGACAUGGAGGUCAUUGAGGUGAUUCCUCAGUACUCCAUCCUCCCGGACUCCAGCCAGUCCAACGUGGUGGUGGAGCCCAGCGGCUUCCUGGAGAUCACCAACUACACCAGCCAGCAGCUGGAGGAGGACAGCCCCAUGGAGCAGGAGGUGGACAGCAGCAACGACGAGGCCGCAGCGGCCAGUCCCGCCCACCAACCCUAACCCUCUCCACGCUGGAGAUGGCUUGUGACCUCAAACCCAGCGGACAAAAGACUCUGGCUGUUUUUUUUACAUAUAGUGCAAGAGCAAAACUGCUUUCUGUUUUUGUGUAAAAUAUUAGUUUGUUCAUAAUAAGUAUUUUUUUUCUUUCCCACAACUAAUGGCACAUGUGGUUUUUAUUGCCAGCGAGCAGCGCUGGACGUGGGGGCGAGGUGAAAGGAUUAGUUUUAGUGCAGCCCCAGACAUUUGGAAAGCUCUCCAAACAAACUGUCCAGCACAGACACUUACACAUCCUUAACAUUGAUUAGUUGGAGGUUUUGGCACUUUGCCUUGUGCCGCUGCACGUAACGUGACAUACAGCCGGAUCAAACCACUGCAGGCCUGCGUUUCUGUUGAUUGUCUAGAGUAUUUCAAACGUGUGUUCCCCAAUCUUUGUACAAAGCGACUCUCCUGUUGAUAGACAUCUUUCGAUGAAGGUUUUUACCACCAGAUGAACAGUAUUUUCUUUUGACUGAGGUGCAGCUUUGUAACUUUUGGGAUUUAAGUUUUCAGAAGAGAGAACAAAGCUGCGUGGAACAUAAAGCAGAAAAGCUUCUCGGAGGAAGGAUAACAUAUGUGUUACUGUUCAUUGUAACUGAUGUAAUGUUAAAAGAAAAAGCAUUAAGCAAUGUACCUUGUUUUCUGUAAGAUACGUUCUAGAGUUUCACCAAGUAUGCAUUUGCUUCUGCAUAGUGUGUUUAAACUAUGCAUUUAUUUUAUACCUUUUCAAACUAGACGACUAGUUGAGGAAAAUCAUUUAAUCUGCACAAUAAACCCGCUAAAUAGAACAA
Messenger RNA from Cottoperca gobio, 4698 nucleotides. Its product is annotated as BRCA2-interacting transcriptional repressor EMSY-like. Gene Ontology annotation, biological process: regulation of DNA-templated transcription. The record is from RefSeq and is a predicted model, not a curated record. NCBI's taxonomy places the organism in Eukaryota, Metazoa, Chordata, Actinopteri, Perciformes, Bovichtidae. Gene Ontology annotation, cellular component: nucleoplasm.